UAUAAACGCAUUUGUUUUUGUGAACAAAACCUUGCAGGCAAAGCAGAACACAUUUCCAGUACUAGAUCAUUGAUGAAGGCCAUUCAUGAACAACACGCUAAACUGGAUCACCGUGAUAAUGAGCUUCGCACCAAGAACAAACAACUGUCUGAUCUGAAGGGCAAGAAGAGACAACUGGAGCAGAAUAUCAGUACAAAACAAGACAGUUUGAGGCAAAUGCAACAGCAUGAGAUCAACCUGCAGGCUACUGAAAAGACAAAUGCCAAAAUCUCUGCUGUAAACAACAAGAAGGUGUCCAUAAUGGAGGAGUACUUGAGUCACAUGAAGGACUGGAGGCCUUCUCCCUAACAUUGGUGGAAUGCAGGGCCUCACCAUCUGUGGAAAAUUAGGAGACUGCACAGAGAAAGACAAGGAGCACACAAGGACUAAUAUGGCAAAUAGUCACCUAAUAUGACAAUAAAAUCAUAAAGAAAUUCGAGUUUCCGUUCAAUGAUUACAUGAGGUAGAUACUGUAUGUUGUAUGCAAUGGUUGCUUUUACGAACCAUAUAAAAACAUGGAUAAUAAUAUCAAAACUAAAAUCUCUCAUUCAAUUAAUAAUGAUUGCAUUAAAAUAAAAUUGAAUGGUUAUAUAAUAGUUUAUUUAUUAUGUAAUAAUUAUAACAGAUUAUAUAUAUAUAUAUAUAUUAUGAAUAAAUGCAGUACAAUAUAAAUGCAUAUUCUCCGGGAGCCGGGCUAAAUGAAUAAUCAUUGCUAUUGCAUUCCUGGCAUGGGCCAGACCCUCAGAUGACAUACGUUACCUGCACCUUAUUGUAAAUGGAAAAUAGAACACUGAUUAAUAUAAUAAGAAUAAAUGAGGACAAAAGAUGAGAUGAGCAAAUUUGCAUUUUUGGGUGAACUAUUCCUUUAAUGAGUCAGUGGCCAUUUCUGGUGAUCCCACAAUUUGGUGACAAAUGAGUGUCUUGUGUGAAAUGAGUUAGUCACUGAAUUCAACGAUCAAAAGAAAAUUUAUCCUUUAAAAUUUGUUUGUCUACAGACCUACAAAGAGACUUUAGUUGAGGUUUUAAGCAUUAUAAGAACAAAGCAAAUCUAUAAUUUCCCUACAGUUUCUAAGCAUGACUCUAUCAAAAGACAACAAUAUUCUUAUAAUAAUUGAGUUUCAAUAACUUCUGUAUGUUUUCAUGUAUAUAAAAAAAGCACGUCUACAUAUCUAUUCACGUCAGUAAAAUGCAUGUUCUUUUAUUUUUGUGUCAUUCAUUUUUUAUUGAUUCUAUAUUCAAAUUAACAAACAACACAUGAAAACACAGAAUCAACUUUUAUCCAUAUAUCCCCCUUUUAUUUCACAAACAUAAGGUAAAAAGCAUAACUUUAUGAAGACUCAUGUGCUGAUAUAUACUCCACUUACAAUGUGUGCUUAAAAGAAGGAUUGUCCUUUUUGUUUUUCUGCAGUGCAUUUUUAAUGCUGCCAAUCAAGAAUGAUAUGCCGAUAACUCUCAUUUGUGUGUUCCUCAACUCUAGAUUAUUAAUUUAGAUCAACAUCAGUGCCGAUAAAAAAACAUGGAUAAAUGAGCAUUGUUGAAAGCAACUUUGUAGAAAUGAAUGGAGCUGCAUUGAUUAGACUGUCAGACUGACGGCCUAUUACGUUGUUUCGGCUCAUGAAUCUCACCUGUGAUUGGCUGGAUGGUUGCUCAAUCAGCCCAAAGUAACAAAACACAAAGAAUACUGUAUACAAAUCCACCAUUUGGACUUGUUAUGGGUUUAGCUUGGAAAAGUGCAGGGGACAAAAAUCACCUUUUUAAAGAAAAGUUAUUUUAAACGGCUGCUACACCCUUGAAUAGGGCAUCACUAGUUCUGAAAUACGGGACACAUGACAUGACUGCUAAAAUAUUGUCAGGGAAAAUGUUUCUUUACAGUCUUCAUACAGAGGAUAAUCUGCUGGCUGUUACAAACAUUUGCUGGGGGUGCUAUGGACUUUCUUUGGGAGGCUGAAACACACGAACCCCUCCCUAGUGCCGCCUCGGAUUAAAAUGCUAUCUUUUGAACUGAACUUGUAUUGAACCUGGAAUAUUCUGCAAUUCUGCAAAUGAAUAAUCAUAAUCAUAGAAAACGGCACAGUACACAUUUUAAUAGCUCUGUACAUAUUUUUAUUUACAUGAUACAAUUUCGCAGUAAUGUUGGGUAACAAGAUUAUAUGUGCAAUACAUAUAAUAAAUAAAGAUGGUUUGUACAAACUUGCAUAACUAAAAUCAAAUCAGAACAGAUUGUUAUUUGUACUGUGUAAACUCACAAAGCUCUAAAUAAACAA
Molecule: messenger RNA, 2303 nt
Organism: Myxocyprinus asiaticus (Chinese sucker)
Lineage: Eukaryota; Metazoa; Chordata; Actinopteri; Cypriniformes; Catostomidae
Product: structural maintenance of chromosomes protein 5-like
Exons: 4
Coding region: 73-348 (91 amino acids)
Source: RefSeq, a predicted model, not a curated record